Molecule: messenger RNA, 6906 nt
Organism: Meleagris gallopavo (turkey)
Lineage: Eukaryota; Metazoa; Chordata; Aves; Galliformes; Phasianidae
Source: RefSeq, a predicted model, not a curated record
UGGCCUUGAACACCUCCAGGGAUGGACGGGGAUCCACAGCCCCUCUGGGCAGCCCGUGGCUGCUCACCCUCGCUGCCCACGAGAUACUUUUUUUCUUCCCCACAUGUAGCUUGCAAAGCAUAGAAAAGCGGAUUUCUCCCUGAUUUUCCCCAUCCUCUCCCCUCUCAAUAGAUUGCUGUGAACGGGACACAGCAGGAGGAUGGCGAGCAAGGCAGUGCUGAACGGGGCAGCAGUGAACGGGGCAGCGAUGAAUGGGGCAGCAGUGAACGGGGCAGCGAUGAACGGGGCAGUGAUGAACGGGGCAGCGAUGAAUGGGGCAGCGAUGAACGGGGCAGCGAUGAACGGGGCAGCAAUGAAUGGUCACAGUGAGCACAGGGAUGCGCCAGGACCAAAGUGCCGGGAUGCUCUGCCAGGUAAGCAGAAGGCAGCAGCUGGCAGGGAUGCAGCAGCGAUGCACCUUGAUGGUGCAGCUGGCAGGGAUGUGGCAGCAGUGCAGCCUGGCGGAUCACCCUUGGCGGCAGCUGUCAGGGAUGCAGCGGCAGUGCGCAGCAGCGGCACAGCUGGCAGCAUCGCCGGCGUGUACGUGGAGGCUAUGAAGAAGAUGAUGAGCUUUUAUGAUGCCACCAGAGAGCAUCUGCUGAGCCUGGAGCCGGCGCUGCUUCUCCUCGAGGCGCAGGCGGCCACGGGUGGCAUUGCUGAUGUGGGGCAGAAGUCACACGUGUCCGUGGCAGAGGCCGUGCAGAGGGGGCUGGUGGGGCUGGAGCUGAAGGAGAGGCUGCUGGCUGCCGAGAGAGCAGCUGUUGGCUUCACGGACCCCUACACGGAGGAGCAGAUCCCUCUGUUCCAGGCACUGCAGAAGGAGCUGCUCGGGAGGGAGCAGGGCCUGCGGCUGCUGGAGGCCCAGCUGGCAACCGGGGGCCUCAUCGACCUGGCCACCGGCGGGCGGCUCCGGGCAGAGGCUGCCUGCGAGAAGGGGCUCCUGGAUGAGGAGACGGGGCAGCUCCUGUCUGACGGCAGCGAGGAGAGCAAAGGGUUCCUCGACCCCAACAGCAUGGAGAGGGUCAGCUAUGCGGAGCUGAGGGGGCGAUGCGCGGUGGAUCCGGCCUCGGGGUUCCUCCUCCUGCCCCUGCAGCUCACGUUUGCGGGGCUGGGAGGGCGAGUGAGCAGCACGGAGCUGCGGGACGCCGGCAUCAUCAGCCCCGACGUGCUCAGGGCUCUGCAGGAGGGGAAGCUGUCGGCCCGGGAGGUGGCAGAGGACGACGCGGUGCAGCGGUUCCUGCGCGGCGCAAGGAGCGUGGCCGGAGUGGUUCUGCUCUCCGGGGAGCGGAGGAGCCUUUACCAGGCACUGCGGGAGCACCUCCUGCUGCCCGGCGCUGCGCUGGCGCUGCUGCAGGUGCAAGCCUCCACCGGCAGCCUGAUCGACCCCGUCCAGAACAGGAGCUUCUCCGUGGAUGAGGCUGUCAGGAGCGGCCUCGUCGGCCCGGAGCUGCACGAGAAACUGUCUUCAGCAGAGAGGUCCAUCAGCGGCUACAGGGACCCCUGCACCGGGGAGAUGCUGUCCCUGUUCCAAGCCAUGAGCAAGGGCUUCGUCCCCAGGGACCACGGCCUCCACCUCCUGGAGGCUCAGAUGGCCACGGGCGGUGUCAUCGCUCCGGGUCGGCACCUCCGCGUCCCCGCCGAGACCGCGUGCCGCUGGGGGUACCUGGAUGAGAGCAGCCGGCAGCUCCUCGCCAAUCCCACCGAGGAAUGCAAAGGGUUCUUCCACCCCAGCACCCAGGAGAAGCUGAGCUACGCAGAGCUGCUGGCGCAGUGCGUCACCGACCCCAGCACCGGGCUCCUGCUGCUGCCGCUCGGUGACGGAACCGAAGGAAGGCGCCUCUUCCUCGACCGCAGCACCCAAACGGCUCUGGAGAACACGAAGGUGCCCGUGGCUGUAGGCAAGUUCAAAGGAAAGUCGGUGUCUCUCUGGAAGCUCCUUUUCUCUGACUACAUCCAGAGCGAGCAAAGAGCCGCCCUCGCCCGGCAGUACCUGGAGGGAGCGCUCUCCAUGCAGGAGGUGGCCAAGGCCGUCCGUGCCGCUGUUGAGGAAAUGGCUUCCACGGCCAACAUCACCUUUGAAGGGCUGAGGGGACGCGUGACCGCCGACCAGCUCCUGAGCUCCGAGAUCAUCAACAAGGAUCUGUUCAAGAAACUGAAGGAGGGGGAAACAUCAGCCAAGGAAGUAGUGGGCAUGGACACGGUCAGGAAGUACCUGGAAGGGACGGGGAGCAUUGCUGGGCUGCUGCUUCCCGAAUCGCAGGAGAAGAUCAGCAUCUACCAGGCCAAGAGGAAGGGGCUCCUGAGGCCAGGGACGUCGCUGAUCCUCCUGGAGGCGCAGGCGGCCACCGGCUUCGUCAUCGACCCGGCGGCCAACAAACGUUACUCUGUGGAUGAGGCCUUAAGGGCAAACGUCAUCGGCCCCGACGUCUACGACAAGCUGCUGUCAGCAGAGAAAUGCGUCACCGGGUACCGAGACCCCUGCUCAGGGGACAAGAUCUCCCUCUUCCAGGCCAUGCAGAAGGAGCUGAUCGUCAGGGAGCACGGCAUCCGCCUGCUGGAGGCCCAGAUCGCCACCGGCGGCAUCAUCGACCCCGUGCACAGCCACCGCAUCCCCGUGGAGGCGGCCUACAAGCGCGGCUACCUGGACAAGAAGAUGACCGUCAUCCUGUCCGACCCCAGCGACGACACCAAGGGCUUCUUCGACCCCAACACGGAGGAGAACCUCACCUACCUGCAGCUGAAGGAGAAGUGCGUGACGGAGCCGGGCAGCGGUCUCUGCCUGCUGCCCCUGAACAGCGGGAGGCGGCAGUUCGUGGAUGCUGCCACACGUGAGCUGUUCUGCAGCUCCUGGCUGCCCGUCCGCUUCGGGCGCCUGCGCGGAGAGAGGGUCUCCGUGUGGGAGCUGCUGACCUCCGAGUAUUUCAGCGAGGGGCGGCGCCGGGAGAUCUUCAACCACUACCGGCUGAAGAAGCUCAGCCUGGAGCAGAUCCGGGCCAUGCUGGAGGAGGAGAUGAAGAAGUGGGCCCCCAUCAAGUUCCCGGCCCUGAGGGGCAGUGUCAGCGCGUACCACCUGAUGGAGACGGGCAUCAUUGACAGGACCCUGCUGGAGGAGGUGCUGGAGGGGUCCGUCAGCCCCGAGGAAGUCCUGCGCAUGGACUCGGUCAGAAAAUACCUCUACGGCUCCGGCAGCAUUGGGGGCAUCGUGCUCCAGCCCUCCAACCAGAGGAUGAGCAUCUAUGAGGCCAUGAAACAGAACAUCGUGGUACCCGGAGUCGCCCUACCGCUCCUGGAGGCGCAGGCUGCCACGGGCUUCAUCAUCGACCCUGUGAACAACCAGAAGCUCCGUGUGGAUGAGGCCGUCAAGGAGGGCGUCAUCGGGCCGGAGGUGCACGAGAAGCUGCAGCAAGCAGAAGGGGCAGUGUCGGGCUACAAAGACCCCUUCACGGGCAGGAAGAUACCCCUCUUCCAGGCCAUGAAGAAGGGUCUGAUUGCGGACAAGCAGGCCAUGCAGCUGAUGGAGGUGCAGAUGGCGACCGGAGGCAUCAUCGACCCAACGUGUGGCCACCACGUCCCCAUCGAGGCUGCCCAGAAGCGCGGGUGCCUGGAUGAGGACACAAGCAGAGCCCUUUCUGAGCCCAGCGACAGCAACAGAGCCUUCUGCGUCCCAGACAGCAAGGAGAACGUGAGCUACGCCGAGCUCAUCCAGCGCUGCCAGAAGGACGAGGAGUCUGGCUUCCAUCUGCUGCCUCUGCUGCAGACGGCCGCUCCUGCCUACACGGACGAGCAAAUCCAGCAGCUCUUCCAGGAAACCGUGCUGAAAUCUGUGACCGUCUGCAUCAACGUAGGGCGGUUCAAAGGGCAGACGGUGUCCGUCUGGGACCUCCUCAACUCUGAGUACAUCACGGACAGCAAAAGGAGAGAGCUGGUGCAGAAGUACAAAGAUGAGAAUGCCGAAGCACUGCGAGAAAUCGUAACGAUCGUCACCACAAUUAUCACAGAGACCGAGGCACAAGGCAAGAAGUUUGCAUUCAAAGGUCUGCGGAAAAAGGUGUCUGCCAGUGAUCUCUUCCGGUCCCAGCUGAUAGACAAAAAAACCCUCGACGAGCUCAACCAGGGGAAGAAAACGGUCCAAGAAGUCACCAAAAUGGACUCUGUCCGCAUAUACCUGGAGGGCAGCAAUUUCAUAGCGGGGGUCCUCAUCCAGCCGAGCAAUGAGAAGAUGAGCAUCUACCAGGCCAUGCGGAAGGGCAUCCUGAGGCCGGGCACGGCGCUGGUGCUGCUGGAGGCGCAGGCGGCCACCGGCUUCAUCAUCGACCCGGAGAAAAACAAGAAAUUCUCAGUGGAGGAGGCGCUGAAGGCUGGACUCGUUGGAGUGGAGGUUUAUGAAAAGCUGCUCUCUGCAGAAAGAGCUGUGACGGGCUACGUUGACCCCUACACAAAAGCACCCAUGUCCCUCUUCGAAGCCAUGAACCAAGGGCUGAUCGUGAAGAGCCACGGCGUCCGCCUGCUGGAGGCCCAGAUCGCCACCGGCGGCAUCAUCGACCCCGUGCACAGCCACCGCAUCCCCGUCGAGGUGGCCUACAAGCGCGGGCUGUUCGACGAGGAGAUGAACCGCGUCCUGUCCGACCCCAGCGACGACACCAAGGGCUUCUUCGACCCCAACACGCACGAGAACCUCACCUACAUGCAGCUCCUGGAGCGGUGCGUUCAGGACGCGGAGACGGGGUUGUACAUGCUGCAGGUUGUGCAGGAAGGGGGAAAAUACUUCUACAUUGAUGAGCUGACAAGACAGGUUCUGCAGUCAAAGCCUCUUCAAGUGAAAGUUGGAAGAUUCAAGGACCAAACCGUGUCCGUCUGGGAGAUUCUCUACUCUCACUAUAUCUCUGAGCAGAAAAGAAAAGAACUGUUAAAGCAAUACAAAUGCAAGACUCUUACUCUGGAAGACCUUAUAACUCUCAUCCUCAAAGUAAUUGAGGAAACAGAGCAAAAAGGAGAAGCCCUCAAGGUUAAAGGGCUGCGGGGCGAGGUGUCGGUGUCAGAGCUGUUCAACUCGGAGAUAAUCGACAAGAGGACUCUGGAGCAGCUGCAGGAUGGGAGCCUGACACUUGACAGCCUCACCAAGAAGGACGCAGUCAGAAGGUACCUGGAUGGCACCGGGUGCAUCGCCGGAGUGCUGCUGCCAUCGAGGAAAGAGAGGAUGAGCAUCUACCAGGCACUGGAGAGGGGGCUCCUCUCCGAGCAGUGUGCGCUGGGGCUGCUGGAGGCGCAGGCGGCCACCGGCUUCCUCAUUGACCCAGUCACCAACCAGAAGCUCUCCGUGGACGAGGCCGUCUCAUCCGGGCUGGUGGGCAGGGAGCUGCACGAGAAGCUGCUCUCUGCAGAGAGAGCCGUGACAGGAUACACAGAUCCCCAGCUAGGCACUAAGAUCUCCCUAUUCCAGGCCAUAAGGAGUAAGGUAGCAGCCAAGGAGCACGGCAUCCGUCUGCUGGAGGCACAGAUCGCCACAGGUGGCAUCAUCGACCCCGUGCACAGCCACCGCCUGCCUGUGGAGGUGGCCUACCGGCGUGGCCAUCUGGACGGGGACACGUUCCUCCUGCUUUCUGAUCCCGACCAUGGCAGCAAAGGAUUUAUAGACCCAAAUGUCCACGAGAAAAGCAGCUACAGUCAGCUCCUGAAACGGUGUUCCAGAGACACGGACACAGGACUGUUCCUGCUGCCGGUCCUGGAGAAAGAAGAGGACUAUUUCUACAUCGAUGAGCAAACAAAGAAAGCGUUGAUGUCCACAAAGGUAGAGGUGUCCGUUGGGAAAUACAAAGGCAGCGAAUUAUCGCUGUGGGAACUUCUGUGCUCUGAGUACAUCACAGAAGAGAAAAGGAAAGAACUCGUGAAAAAAUACAAGGAGGAAUCCCACCACAUCGUACAGAGGAUCAUCGACAUCAUAUUGAAUAUCAUCAGAGAGAAAGAGCAACACAGAAGCGACGUUUGGUUCCAAGGCAUCAGACAACAAAUAACAGCGUCAGAACUUCUCAGUGCACAGAUAAUAACGGAAGAAACCAUGCAAAAACUCAAGGAAGGAAAAGAGACUGCAGAAGAAAUAGCACAGAAGGAGAACGUGAGACGAUACCUCGAGGGAACGGGCAGCAUCGCCGGCGUGCUGGUGCCCUCCAAGGCCGACCCCGCCAAGAUGGAGAAGAUGAGCAUCUACCAGGCCAUGUGGAAGGGCAUCCUGAGGCCGGGGACGGCCCUGGUGCUGCUGGAGGCGCAGGCGGCCACCGGCUUCAUCAUCGACCCAGUAAAGAACCAGAAGCUCUCCGUGGACGAGGCCGUCUCCUCCGGGCUGGUGGGCAGCGAGCUGCAGAAGAAACUGGUCUGUGCAGAAAAAGCAGUGACGGGAUACAGCCACCCGUGCACGGGACAGAAGAUGUCCCUCUUCCAGGCCAUGCAGAAGGAGCUGAUCGUCAGGGAGCACGGCGUCCGCCUGCUGGAGGCCCAGAUCGCCACCGGCGGCAUCAUCGACCCCGUGCACAGCCACCGCCUGCCCGUCGAGGCCGCCUACCAGCGGGGCUACUUUGACCGCGAGAUGAGCCGCGUCCUGUCCGACCCCAGCGACGACACCAAGGGCUUCUUCGACCCCAACACGCACGAGAACCUCACCUACAUGCAGCUCCUGCGCCGCUGCGUGCCCGACCCGGACACGGGGCUGCUGAUGCUGCAGCUGAUGGACAAGGGCUCGGUGCUCUACCAGCUGAGCGAGGACGCCCGCAGAGCCCUGCAGACCGCCCGCACCAGCGUCAGCGCGGGGCUCUUCCAGGGCCAGAGCGUCACCCUCUGGGAGCUCCUCUUCUCUCGCUACGUCCCCGACCGCCG